AUUGCAAGUCAGUGCGCGGUGAAAUUUAACACCAGCCAGAUUUACUAGACUCCUCUUCUUCCAGGCGAAGCGGCAAGCAGUCAACGCUGCCCAGCAAGCGCCUGCAGUUGCCACCGGCCCCCUCGCACCAACUUGAUUUCCCAAGUGGGUGUGUGUGCUUGUCUGACAAAUGUUUGGGCGCAGGCUGCUCCCAAGGACUUCCUCUCCUACUUUCAUCUCCUUCUUCCCACCCCCACCUCCCACCCCGCCUUUUUCCUCCCAGGCCCAAAGCAGAGAGCUCCACUGGAGUCACAGAGUCUCCUUUGAACCGCAAGUGAACUCCAGGGCUGCUCUCAAACCUAGCUCCGGCUGUUGCUGCUGCCCCUGACGCCUCAGGGUGAAGUCUCGCUCAUCUCUGGUCCCCCCAGGGGAGCGCGACCCCGGCUGCAGCCAGGCACGGAGCAUCCUAGCUAUCUUUCCCCCUGGGUGCUGCUUCCUAACCCCAUACUGCUUCAUCCCUUACCCCACCCUCCACUCGCGGGUUGGAGCAUGGUUCUCAUGUAACUUUCCCCCCCUUUUCAUGGACAGUACCUGCACGUUUAGCAGUUCGGAGCUGGCUUCUGUUUUCCGUUAGUGCUUUGCUGCAGGGACAAAUGCAUACAAAUGCAUUUAGGAGCCUACAGGACAAGGCAUGGAAAGGUCUCCCCCACCACAGAAACGAAACUGCUUCUUCGCUUUAUUGUACUAUGUGUGGUGUGGAUUACUGUUCAUGCACAGGGACAAGACAUAGAUAUUCUUCAGCAACUAGGUCUUGGAGACAGAGAUGUAAGACACACAUCAUCGGUGACAGCUGUGCCGUCAUCGUCACCCACACCAUUACCUCAGGGGGUCCAUUUAACGGAUUUUGGUGUCGUUUUAACAGAUAAUGCCUACAUUGAGUCACCUCUUGUGAACAUUUUACCCGUUAGCCUAAGGCAGCCACUGACGGUAUUGAUUGGGUUGCAAUCAUUCAAAGUGAACAAUGCAUUUCUCUUCAGCAUUCGGAAUAACAACAGGCUGCAGUUUGGCGUACAGCUACUACCUAAGAAACUAAUAGUACAUGCCGGAGGAAAGCAAACAGUAACUUUCGAUUACAGUGUCCAUGACGAGCGAUGGCACUCAUUUGCCAUCACUGUUGACCACCGCGUUGUCUCCAUGUUUGUUGAGUGUGGAAAGAGAUAUUUUAGUGGCGAGACUACUUCAGAAGUUCAGACCUUUGACCUUCAUAGUGUGUUUACCUUGGGAAGUAUGAAUAACAGUUCUGCCCACUUUGAAGGAACAGUGUGCCAGUUAGAUAUCAUGCCUUCCACAGCGGCAUCAGCUGACUAUUGCAGACUCCUCAAACAGCAGUGCUCCCGAACAGACGAAUCCCAAACUGAAAGAAGUCUUCCUCACACAUCAGUAAUGCCCACCAGACACCCUGAGCACACUCCCUUGCCCAGAGGAUUUGUUGGAACAGAAUUGCCACAGAAGAGAUUCACAGAGCAGGCUCCCUUGCCCAAAGGAUUUGGUGAAACAGAACUGCCACAGGAGACAGUCAAAAGCACCCCAAACAUCAAAAGCAAUGGUUUCUCCACAGUACAUGAAAGCCAAGAGCACCAGACACCAAGGGCUCUGCUAACUUCUUUUUAUUCAGGAAACAUCUCUGCUGUGACUCUCCCAAACUACAGAAUUCAAGCUAAGGAAAUCACCAUGAAGGAAGAGACAAACUUAACCCUGUCAGUGCCCCGUCAUCCUUCUAGGGAGGCAAGGAUGAAUGAAGAGGAGAGAGUUAACCCUCUCUUGGCUGAAUUCGACAACAUCACCCAACAUGAGGAGGCAGCUGGCCUGCCCCCACCUAAGAAAGCAUCAUCCAGCACUGCACACACAAAUCAAGACACCUUGACUAACCUCAAGAAGGCUAUCACAGCAAAUCUAUACAACAAUGAACUCAUGGAAAUGGAACGGAUCUUAAACAGUACCUUGUAUAGAGUGAUACACGGGCCCUCGGUGGAUAACCACCUUGAACUAGGGAAGAAAGGUGAAUUUUACCCCGAUGCUACUAAUCCCAUCGAAAAUAGCUAUGAACCCCAGAACUACGACUAUUACUACUAUGAGGAUUAUAAUGCAAUGCUUGACACGGAAUAUCUGAGAGGGCCAAAAGGAGACACUGGACCGCCCGGUCCGCCUGGUCCAAUGGGUAUCCCAGGUCCAUCAGGCAAGAGAGGCCCGAGGGGUAUUCCAGGACCACAUGGAAAUCCCGGGUUGCCUGGACUGCCAGGUCCAAAGGGCCCCAAAGGCGAUCCUGGGCUGUCCCCCGGCCAAGCUGCUUCUGGAGAGAAGGGUGACCCAGGUCUUUUGGGGUUAGUGGGGCCCCCUGGUUUACCAGGUGAAAAGGGUCUCAAAGGACACACAGGGCUCCCAGGACUCCGCGGCGAACAUGGAAUUCCAGGACUCGCUGGUAAUAUUGGCUCACCUGGCUACCCUGGCAGGCAGGGUUUAGCUGGACCAGAGGGUAACCCAGGUUCCAAAGGUGUCCGAGGUUUCAUUGGCUCUCCUGGAGAGGUGGGACAACUGGGACCUGAAGGAGAAAGGGGCACUCCUGGGGUCCGUGGGAAGAGGGGUCCGAAGGGGAGACAGGGUUUUCCAGGUGACUUUGGAGACAGAGGCCCUGCUGGUCUGGAUGGCAGUCCUGGUCUCGUAGGUGGCGCCGGACCUCCCGGGUUCCCUGGUGUUAGAGGAAGUGUCGGUCCUGCAGGGCCAGUUGGACCUCCAGGAGCUCCUGGCCCAAUGGGCCUUUCAGGAAAUAGAGGACCAUCUGGAAUCAAAGGGUGAGCAAGGUGUGGCAGGGGAACCAGGAGAACCUGGGUAUCCUGGAGACAAGGGCACCAUUGGGUCGCCAGGACCCCCAGGGAUAAGAGGAAAGUCAGGACCUUCAGGACAACCAGGUGACCCAGGACCACAGGGACCAUCUGGCCCUCCAGGACCAGAGG
Messenger RNA from Grammomys surdaster, 2990 nucleotides. Its product is annotated as collagen alpha-1(XXIV) chain-like. Gene Ontology annotation, cellular component: basement membrane. The transcript is spliced from 19 exons. Lineage: Eukaryota; Metazoa; Chordata; Mammalia; Rodentia; Muridae. The record is from RefSeq and is a predicted model, not a curated record. Bases 643 to 2832 code for a protein of 729 amino acids.